AUGUCAUCCCGGUUGGACGAUUCACGGGCGAGAGACGAGGCGGGUGUUCGUAGGCACCUGGUUCGCUUCUAUGAGGAACACAACCCACAGAAGCUCAACUCCAUUGAGACCAUACUUUUUGUGUACCGGGGGCACUGGGAUGAGCUUUUCGUGGAGUUGGCGGAGAAGUACAAGCUUGUUUCUCAGCGACCUGACACGGCAACGCAGUGCUGCUGUGCUUCCUUCCACCGCAGCUUUCCUGUAGGUGAUGAUUCUUCUAUGGAUGACUCAUUGUGCCCAACCUCAAAUGGCUCUGCAGUCUCCUCUCCGUUUAACCUUCUUGAUCCCAUGGUGGUCGUUCAACGUCGACUCAACGACAGGAAAGGGAGCGACGCUCAGAGCAGUUCGAUGCCCAUGCCGCAUGGCGAGAAACAAAAUAAGAUGCGGAAGGUUGGCGACUCAACCUUAUCGAGCUGUUUGUGCUCUGGUGAUGCGCAGGAUGACAUUGUUCGACAGCUGAGGCGACAGCAGUUAUUUAUGCGCUUUGCACCGAAGGAAGGCUUGCACAUGGAGGAGCUUAUGACACAGUCCCGAGAGGCCUACAUGAUGAGUUCAAAUUGUGAUGCUGACUGCAUUGACGGUGUUGCCGAGGGAGAAUGGGAAGAAGCGAUGAUGCGGGACCUUCUACACAAAGUUGACCGGGAGAAAAGCAAUGAGGAUAACCACAACGCCAAUCCUUCACCACAUAAAUUGUUUUUGACACCGUCACCAUUAUCUUUUGCGUCGCGCAUGCUUUUCCCAUUUGAUCCUGCCGAUCCGUUGGAGGCAGGCUCCCCUUUGGAAACGCGGUACUUGCACGGAUUGCACGCGACGGAGCCAUGCGCACCAGAGCUUGGGAGGAGGGAAGGGAGAAGUACGACGACGAGGCCUUUGCCGUUUCAUGCCCAAUCUGCCUUGAUAUCUAACGUGGAUGAGUUAAUGCACUCCCCUGUCGAGACAUUUGUAGAUGAAUGGUGUGACCCGCUGGGAGGGAAUGGAUUGGCGAACGCCGCGGAAGCUUUAUUGGCAUUGGAGCAAAAGGAGCUUUUGCAGCCCAACUCCACCUCGAUUAGGAAUAUGGUCGAUGCUGAAGCAACGGAGGAAAAUGCAGAGUUGCGCAGGAAUGGGGACUCCCCGUUGUCAUCCGUCAUUUUGAGUCUUAAGACGCAUGGGAAAAAGUUGUGUAUGAUGUUUUAUCAGACGCAGGAGGAACGGCAGGCGGAGAGACUUCUUGCACACCCGGUGAUGCGGCGCGCACUUGCUUGCCCGCAUCUUCAUUAUCGUUUGUUUUUGUUAUUUUGUAUCUCACUGGAACGCGCCCAAGGCAAGAUUGUUCCUCCCCAGCGUGAUACUUUUUUGGCGGUGUGGAAGGGGGGAGAACAUAUGCCUUGCUGGGAGCCUUCCCUCGAGCAUCGUGUCCUGUGGCGUGGUUCCUCGCCACGGGAUGAAAGUUGCAUUUUUUAUACUGAAUGA
This is a messenger RNA of Trypanosoma rangeli, 1491 nucleotides long. RefSeq lists its product as uncharacterized. The record is from RefSeq and is a predicted model, not a curated record. The transcript has a single exon. Bases 1 to 1491 code for a protein of 496 amino acids. Lineage: Eukaryota; Euglenozoa; Kinetoplastea; Trypanosomatida; Trypanosomatidae.